Molecule: messenger RNA, 1448 nt
Organism: Erigeron canadensis
Lineage: Eukaryota; Viridiplantae; Streptophyta; Magnoliopsida; Asterales; Asteraceae
Product: UDP-glycosyltransferase 75C1-like
Exons: 1
Coding region: 49-1362 (437 amino acids)
Molecular function (GO): UDP-glycosyltransferase activity
Source: RefSeq, a predicted model, not a curated record
UUCAUAUGCAUACCUAGUCAAACAUCAUCACCACUACCCUCCUACACAAUGACAAGCCACCGGAAAAUCCUGAUUGUCGCGUACCCACGCCAAGGCAUGAUCAACCCAUCUAUCCGCCUAGCAAACCGCCUCAUCAUAAUGGGAGCCGAGGUCACCUUUGCCACCAGUAUAUUCGGCAUACACCGGGUAAACAAAGAAGCCAUCCCUCAUGGCCUAAUCUUGGCUCCUUUCUCUGAUGGCCAUGACAACGGCGUACAACAAACAACCACCAGGCAACAAAACUUUUCUGAUUUUUCAACAAAUGGUGCUUCUGCAAUUACAGAAAUCCUCAAAUCUGCUUCUGCAGAAGGCCAUCCGUUUGAUAACUUAGUCUACACGAUUGUCGUACCUUGGGCAGCCAAGGUGGCAAAUGUUAAUGGUGUCAAAUCCACUCUUCUAUGGUGCCAACCAGCUACUGUCUUAGAUAUAUACUAUUACUAUUUCAACGGCUAUGAAAGCUUGAUAUCAAGUAAUAAAAACAACCCGAGUUAUCCAAUCAAUUUACCUGGUUUGCCACCUCUAACAAUAGCUGAUUUGCCAUCGUUUUUCUUGCCGUCUUCCAAACCAAAUGAACAAGAUUUUAUGCUGCAGAUUCUAAAAGAUCAUAUUGAUGUACUGAAAAUAUCUCCAAAAGUACUUGUUAACACAUUUGAUGAGCUAGAAUUCGAGUCCAUCAGAGCAAUAAAGAAGCUUGAGGUCCUUCCUGUUGGACCCUUAAUUCCGUUGGAUGGAAAAGGACUUUUGGACAAUUGCAUACAAUGGUUAAACACAAAACCAAAAUCGUCGGUUGUGUAUGUAUCCUUUGGAACACUAGGUAGUUUUUCCUUGGAUCAAAUGGAGGAGAUAGCAACGGGGUUACUGGAAAUAGGCCGGCCGUUUCUAUGGGUGAUAAGAGAUGUUGAGCAAGCAAAAGGAUUGAGCAAGAUAGAGGAAUUGGAAAAAUUCGGAAUGAUAGUGAAUUGGUGUGCUCAAGUUUUAGUUUUGAGCCACCAAGCAGUUGGGUGUUUUCUGAUGCAUGGUGGGUGGAAUUCAACGAUAGAGGCAUUGGGGGCUGGCGUACCUACAGUGGUUUUUCCACGAUCGAGUGAUCAAGGGACUAUUGGGAAGAUGUUUGAAGAUGUGUGGAAAACCGGGGUUAGGGUGAAGAAAAGGGAGGGGGAUGAAAUGGUGGAAGGGAAAGAGAUCAAGAGGUGUGUGGAAUUGGUGAUGGGAGACGGUGAAAUGAAAAGAAAUGCUGACAAAUGGAGGGAUUUGUCGAUUGAAGCUCUCAAAGAUGGUGGAUCGUCUGCUAUCAACCUUAAUGCUUUCUUGACUCAUGCUUGAAAUCAAAUGUAAGAAUAACAAAAAUGUGUUACAAUUUGUAGACCCUUUUUUUUAUAUGAUUUAACUUGAUUUUGGUUUCGGUUUCA